Messenger RNA from Adineta steineri, 228 nucleotides. Lineage: Eukaryota; Metazoa; Rotifera; Eurotatoria; Adinetida; Adinetidae. The record is from the annotation of a GenBank genome assembly.
AUGUCGUCAGUUGGAUAUUGUUUCAAUAUAUGUCGAACUAUCGACAAAAAUUUAACUCAACAACGACGAUCUUCUUUAUCUCAACCGAUUACAUCAAAUAUAUCUACAAAUCCUGGUGCUUUAAUAUUUGGACGUCGUUUCUCCUUGUCUGAUAUGAUGAUACUUCCACAUAUAGGUUUAUCUUCUCACCAAGAAAAUAGUUCAUCAACUGAUCAAAUUCAAGAAUGA